UUUUACUCAUAUUGUUAAUAAUUUAAAUUCAUUAAUCUAUUUGUAAUGGCAAGAGUUAGCAACGGUUUACAGAUUCCCUUAUCAUGGAUUCCAGCCAAAGAUGGUAUACUUCCAAAGAAUGCUGUUAAAGCAGAUGAAGCAAUUUAUGUGGCUCGUUGUCAAAUCGAUAAUGAUUUAAUUUGUGGCAAAUUUUCAGAGAAAUAUGGAAAAGCAUAUAUUCCACUUGACGGUAAAGAGUUGGAAUUCACAAACUAUGAAGUAUUAUGUAAUACUGGUAUUCCUGGUUGUCGAGUAGGAUAUGAAUGGAUAAUGAUGAAUGGAGGUGAUGUACCAGAAAAUGCGUUAGUUGCUGGAAUAAAUAAGUUCGGUACACCAUUGUACAUUGUAAAAGCAGUAAUUGAAGGUGAAGUAUCUGUUGGGAAAUUAAUUCAAGGUGAAAGCUCGGGAUGUUUUCCAUGGGGUGGAGAUGAGCGUAAAUGUGAAUAUUAUGAAGUACUUACUUUGAAAUAUUGAAAAAUAAACGUUACAUUUGUUUAUUUACUAAAAAAAUUGUUUUAACAAAGAAAUGUAUUUAAUUUAAAAUUGAUCCUUAUGAAUUUGUCAAUAAUAAUUAUUUAUUAUCAUUACAACUAUACUAAAUAAAAAAAUAUUAAAA
This is a messenger RNA of Schistosoma mattheei, 655 nucleotides long. The record is from the annotation of a GenBank genome assembly. NCBI's taxonomy places the organism in Eukaryota, Metazoa, Platyhelminthes, Trematoda, Strigeidida, Schistosomatidae.